Molecule: messenger RNA, 462 nt
Organism: Acytostelium subglobosum LB1
Lineage: Eukaryota; Evosea; Eumycetozoa; Acytosteliales; Acytosteliaceae
Exons: 2
Coding region: 1-462 (153 amino acids)
Source: RefSeq, a predicted model, not a curated record
AUGAGCGAAUCAGACGACGACACAGAGAACGAGAAUGAUGAUGCUGAUGAUCAUGAUCACACAUCAAACACUGAUGAACCGAUUGGAUCACCGGACCAAUCACCUCCAAGUUCACCGGAAUCAACUUUGGAGUACCAGGAUGAAGAUAACCAUGACGUUGUCGUUGGUCCUAAAGAGAAGGAGAAGAAGAAGGAUGAACCACUGAGAAUUCCAUCCAAGGUCAAGAGACUACAACUGUACAAAACUGCUGUCGAGUAUAUUGAUAACAAGGUGCCAUACUGGAAACACCUGGACAAUCUCAUAAAGUACGAGGAAUCCGCUGAGUAUUCUGACUGUGCCAAUACUGUGGCCUCAACGCUGAUUCAGAAGAUACUGAAGUAUUCAUUGAGAGGAGUCCAUUCUGAUCUGUUCAGAAUACUGGCCAAGAGGACAAUACAUCUCACUUCAGGAACUUCACAAUGA